AUGGCAGCAGCAUCCCUGUGUAGGCGCUGUAAGGCUGCUCCAAGGAGCAGAGGCAACGGCCUUGGCUGUGCCACGAGUCAGGCGGCAGGAAAGCAGGCUCGCUCUGGAGCCAGGAACAUCCUAGGUGACAGUAUGGUUGUGUACAGGUUUAGCGUGGCCACAGACAUGAAGUAUUUCAACCAGCCAAGCUGCUUUGGCUACCCCUUGAGCAUCUUCUUCAUCAUCAUCAAUGAGUUCUGCGAGCGGUUCUCCUACUAUGGCAUGCGAGCGGUGCUCGUUUUGUAUUUCAAAUAUUUCCUGCAAUGGGAUGACAACUUGUCUACAGCCAUCUACCACACGUUUGUCGCUCUGUGCUACUUGACACCGAUCCUUGGAGCGCUCGUUGCGGACUCUUGGCUGGGAAAGUUUAAGACCAUUGUCUCCCUGUCCAUUGUCUAUACCAUUGGGCAGGCAGUCAUGUCUGUGAGCUCCAUAAAUGACCUGACGGAUCACAACCGGGAUGGCUCUCCCGAUAAUGUAUCAGUGCACAUUGCUCUGUCCAUGACCGGCUUGAUCCUCAUUGCACUUGGUACUGGUGGGAUCAAACCUUGUGUGUCAGCGUUUGGUGGAGAUCAGUUUGAAGAUGAUCAGGAAAAACAAAGAACUAGAUUCUUCUCCAUCUUUUAUUUGUCCAUUAAUGCUGGAAGUCUCCUAUCUACUAUAAUCACCCCAAUUCUCAGAGCUCAAGAGUGUGGCAUUCAUAGCAAACAGCGAUGUUACCCGCUAGCUUUUGGAGUUCCUGCUGCCCUCAUGGCUGUCGCCUUGGUUGUGUUCAUAAUUGGAAGCAGAAUGUACAAGAAAGUUCAACCUCAAGGAAAUAUAAUGACUCAAGUUUCCAAAUGCAUUGGAUUUGCCAUCAAAAACAGGUUUCGGCAUCGCAGCAAGGAGUUCCCCAAGAGAGAGCACUGGCUAGACUGGGCGAGUGAGAAGUAUGACAAACGACUGAUUGCUCAGACUAAGAUGGUGUUGAAGGUGCUUUUCCUCUACAUCCCUCUCCCCAUGUUCUGGGCGCUUUUUGACCAGCAGGGGUCAAGAUGGACACUGCAAGCCACAACAAUGGAUGGGAAUUUUGGAGCAAUUCAGAUUCAGCCGGACCAAAUGCAGACUGUGAAUCCAAUCCUGAUUAUUUUAAUGGUCCCAGUUGUAGACGCUUUGGUUUAUCCUUUAAUCAAGAAAUGCAAGAUCAAUUUUACGCCUCUGAGGAAGAUCACUGUGGGCAUGUUCCUUGCAUCUUUGGCUUUUGUUGCUGCUGCCCUUGUGCAAGUGCAAAUAGAUAAAACGCUUCCAGUUUUCCCUGCAGCUGGGCAAUCCCAAAUCAAAGUAAUAAAUCUAGGUACUGAUAAUGCAACUGUUUGGUUUGAACCUCAAAUUCAGAGCGUGAACGUAACAUCUAUGGAGUCUACGGCCUACAUGACGUUUGAGACUUCUCAGUUGAAAUCAUUUAACAUAACCUCUGGAAAUAAAAUUAAAACUCAACUUAUCAAGUUGUCAGAGGGAAACCGUUAUACUCUUGGAGUUAAAAAUAAUGCGACAGACAUUGUUGCUGAAUUGCUGUUUGACAAUGUCACGUCAAAACCAGAAGAAGGAAAUAAUCUCAUCAGGUUCAUAAACAAUUUGCCCGACACUAUCAACAUCACUAUGGGUGACACCUCUUUUGGAACACUGGCAUCUCUUUCUGGCAGUAAUUACAACCUUUUUCCAGGAGGAAGACGAUAUGAGAUUACAGCUAUUAUAAAUUCAAUGCCUUGUUCAGUUACUUCAAAAACACUUGGAUUUGGCAGUGCCUAUACAAUUGUAAUUAACAAGUGUUCUGGAGAAGUUCUUGAUGUAACAUAUUCUGAAGAUAUCCCACCCAACACAGUCCAUAUGGCUUGGCAGAUCCCUCAGUAUUUUAUUCUUACGUGUGCAGAAGUAGUCUUCUCUGUCACUGGGCUGGAGUUUUCAUACUCACAGGCCCCAUCUAAUAUGAAGGCAGUGCUGCAGGCAGGAUGGCUGCUAACGGUGGCUGUUGGUAACAUAAUUGUCCUUAUCGUGGCUGGAGCAUCCAAACUCAGCGAGCAGUGGGCAGAGUACGUGCUGUUUGCUGCCUUGCUGUUGGCAGUUUGCAUCAUUUUUGCUGUCAUGGCUUAUUUUUAUACCUAUAUUGAUCCAAAUGAGGUUGAAGCCCAACUUGAUGAGGAAGAAAAACAAGUCAAAAAGGAUCAAGACGUCUAUGAAAAGCAAGCUGAAGCUGACUCUCAGAUGUAA
Molecule: messenger RNA, 2286 nt
Organism: Pygoscelis adeliae (Adelie penguin)
Lineage: Eukaryota; Metazoa; Chordata; Aves; Sphenisciformes; Spheniscidae
Gene: SLC15A1
Product: solute carrier family 15 (oligopeptide transporter), member 1
Exons: 22
Coding region: 1-2286 (761 amino acids)
Biological process (GO): oligopeptide transport; transmembrane transport
Cellular component (GO): membrane
Molecular function (GO): dipeptide transmembrane transporter activity
Source: RefSeq, a predicted model, not a curated record